CACAAAUCGGCCCAACUUUUAAAGAAAAGAAAAAACUUCACAGAAUAAUUGGACGUUGCAACUCCCUCCUUAUUGUCAUUAUGUCGGGAUUGCAACCACCACUACCUCCCCCUCCUGAUGAGAAGAUGUCUGACAGGGGAGACAUCUGCAGGCUAUGGGUUGGUAACCUGGACACGAGGAUUACAGAAUUCACCUUGCUGAAGCUCCUACAGAAGUACGGCUCCUUGGACAAGUUUGACUUCCUGUACCACAAGUCUGGGCCUGAUCAGGGUAAACCCCGGGGAUACUGCUUUGUCAGCUACCACUCACCAGAGGAGGCAAGUCGAGCAAUACAGGGAUUGAAUGGGAAGCUGGCGCUGUCCAAGAAACUGAUUGUACGCUGGGCCCAUGCUGAUAGAGCUCAGGAACAAGUGGUGAUGAAACAUGCCGAUGGAAAGUUACCUGUACAGUGUACAGCUGAGAGCAAAAGCUCGCUCAGGUGAGUACUUGGGCAGAACAUUUCAUAAACACUGUCAUUUGUUAGCCCGUUUUUUUUCAACAUAUCAUGUAAUCCUCAACCUUUUCGCAUAUGGAAGACUUUUAGUGCACCUUUUUAAUUUGAUUUGGGACACAAACACAAACCUUCCAUGUACAUGCAGUACAAAAUAUCAUCCAAACUUGUUAACCUUCCAUGUACAUGUAGUACAAAAUAUCGUCCAGACUUGUUUACCUUCCAUGUACAUGUAGUACAAAAUAUCGUCCAGACUUGUUUACCUUCCAUGUACAUGUAGUACAAAAUAUCAUCCAAACUUGUUAACCUUCCAUGUACAUGUAGCACAAAAUAUCGUCCAAACUUGUUUACCUUCCAUGUACAUGUAGUACAAAAUAUCGUCCAGACUUGUUUACCUUCCAUGUACAUGUAGUACAAAAUAUCGUCCAAACUUGUUUACCUUCCAUGUAGUACAAAAUAUUGUCCAAACUUGUUUACUUUCCAUGUACAUGUAGUACAAAAUAUCGUCCAAACUUGUUAACCUUCCAUGUACACAUAGUACAAAAUAUUGU
Liolophura sinensis is the source of this 1041-nucleotide messenger RNA. Its product is annotated as probable RNA-binding protein 18. Bases 81 to 482 code for a protein of 133 amino acids. The transcript has 5 exons. Gene Ontology annotation, molecular function: RNA binding. Lineage: Eukaryota; Metazoa; Mollusca; Polyplacophora; Chitonida; Chitonidae. The record is from RefSeq and is a predicted model, not a curated record.